AUGAACAUCACCGCAUUCACUCUGAACCUCUCUGUCUCAACUAAUGGGACAGAUGCACCUGGUCCUGUCACCUGGAAAGUGGCCUUGAUUACUCUUGUAACAGUCCCACUCUCCCUCAUCACCAUCAUAAGCAACAUCCUGGUCAUCAUCUCUUUCCAGGUCAACCCACUCCUCAGGACAGUAAGUAACUACUUCCUCUUGAGCUUGGCCGUGGCUGAUGUCAUUCUGGGAGCCAUCUCAAUGAACCUCUACACUACUUACAUCCUGAUUGGCAGAUGGACUUUAGGUAACCUAGCCUGUGACAUUUGGUUGGCUGUGGACUAUGUGGCCAGCAAUGCCUCUGUUAUGAACCUGCUGGCCAUUAGCAUUGACCGCUACCUCUCUGUCAUGCGACCUCUGACCUAUAGGGCCACUAGAACCCCCAGAAGAGCAGCAGUGCUGAUUGGCCUAGCAUGGGGCAUCUCGUUUGUGCUUUGGGCGCCGGCAAUUUUGUUCUGGCAAUACAUAGUAGGUGAAAGAACUGUUCCAGAAGGUCAGUGCUCAAUACAGUUCUUAUCUGAGCCUGUGAUCACAUUCGGAACAGCCAUCGCUGCAUUUUACCUGCCAGUGAGUGUGAUGGUUGUGUUGUACUGCCGGGUCUACGGUGAGACCAAGAGACGCUCUCAGCAGCUUGCUGGAAUGAUAGCAUCACAGGGAGCAUCACAGGGCAGAGACACUGGAAACACGCAUCAGAGUUCUUGUCGUAGCAAUUCCAGCAGUGUUGAAGAUGUCCAACCACAGACAGAGCAGAACUCGCAGAGGCAGAAGAGACUGAGGACAAUCUGUCCCACCAUCACCCACCAAAAAGCAGCAUGGUGGAAGAAACGAAGGGAGAGGGACAAGACAGCCAACUCACAAACUAUUUACAGCACUCCAGAGAUGGAGACAGACCACAUUUCUCAAAGAACAAAUGUGGGUGACAACAAGUACAUUCCACUUGUUCGAAUGGACCUUCAUGUUCACCCUGAUGCCACCAUGAGGAACUCUCAAUUAGGCAGCCAACAUUCACUUAACCCAUCGAUCAGUCCUUUAACCACACAACCCCCUCCACGGAAAGCCCGAACCGUGUGUCUGAUCAGGGAGAAGAAAGCGGCCAGGACCCUCAGUGCCAUUCUCCUGGCUUUCAUUUUAACAUGGACACCCUAUAACAUCAUGGUCCUGGUGUCCACUUUCUGUGAGCACUGUGUUCCUGAGGGGCUGUGGCAGCUGGGAUAUUGGCUCUGUUAUGUGAACAGCACAGUCAACCCUGUAUGCUAUGCACUCUGCAACAAGCACUUCAGGGUUACAUUCAGGGCACUGCUGCUCUGUAGGUGGAAAGGGCAAAAGAAGGGGAUCAGAUGGACCCCAACAGGAAGUGGCUUAGUACAGUAA
This is a messenger RNA of Myxocyprinus asiaticus (Chinese sucker), 1410 nucleotides long. It is a transcript of the gene chrm1a, whose product is annotated as cholinergic receptor, muscarinic 1a. The transcript is spliced from 2 exons. Gene Ontology annotation, cellular component: plasma membrane; synapse; dendrite. Gene Ontology annotation, molecular function: G protein-coupled serotonin receptor activity; G protein-coupled acetylcholine receptor activity. The record is from RefSeq and is a predicted model, not a curated record. Lineage: Eukaryota; Metazoa; Chordata; Actinopteri; Cypriniformes; Catostomidae. The coding region runs from base 1 to 1410 and encodes 469 amino acids. Gene Ontology annotation, biological process: G protein-coupled receptor signaling pathway, coupled to cyclic nucleotide second messenger; adenylate cyclase-inhibiting G protein-coupled acetylcholine receptor signaling pathway; chemical synaptic transmission.